AUUAUGUCUUUUCUUCUUUUCACACAGUCUGUCUUCUUUCUGAGCUUUCCCAUCCACUUUUCUCCAGCUCCAGACAACACCAAAUUAUGAACUUGUCUCUAUGGGGAUCUCUCUUGUUCUUCUCUUUCUUCGUCAAGCAUCUGACGAGCCUAGAUCCCAACACCGACGCUUAUUAUCUCUCUAGCUUCUUCACCGCAAUGAGAUUACCCAAUUCUCCCCAAGCUCAAACAUUUUCUUCUUCAUGUUCAUGGCCAGGAGUGGUCGUCUGUGACUCUAGAGAGAAUGUGCUCCAUAUUUCGGCUUCUGGGUUGGACCUGUCUGGUUCGAUCCCCGACAACACCAUUGGCAAAAUGAGUAAGCUCCAAACUUUAGAUCUCAGUGGAAACAAGAUUACGUCUCUGCCCUCGGAUUUGUGGAGUCUCAGCUUGCUUGAGAGUCUCAAUCUCUCCUCCAACCGGAUUUCUGAGCGUCUUCCCAGCAACAUCGGCAAUUUCAUGUCGCUUCAUACCCUUGAUCUUUCUUUCAACAGCUUCUCUGGUGAAAUCCCUGCCGCUAUAAGCUCCCUUACCCGUCUAAAAACUCUCAAGCUCCACAACAAUGGUUUUCAGUCUGGAGUACCUCCAGGACUUCUCCAUUGCCAAUCUCUAGUCUCCAUCGACCUCUCAUCCAACCGGCUCAGCGGGCCUCUGCCUGUCGGUUUUGGUUCGGCUUUCCCGCAACUAAAAAGCUUGAACCUUUCAAGGAAUCUGUUUCAGGGUUCAUUGAUAGGAGUCUUGCAUGAAAACGUGGAAACAGUUGAUCUCAGUGAAAACCGAUUUGAUGAGCAUAUCUUGCAGUUAAUACCCGGCCACAAACACAACUGGUCUAGUCUGAUUCAUCUUGACUUGUCUGAUAAUAGCUUUGUCGGUCAUAUAUUCAAUGGUUUGAGUUCAGCUCAUAAGCUGGGACACCUUAACCUCGCGUCCAAUCGAUUCAGAGCACAGAAAUUCCCGCAAAUCGGCAAGCUUUCAGCGCUACAUUAUCUGAACCUAUCAAGGACCAAUCUCACUAAUAUCAUUCCGAGUGAAAUCUCGCGGCUGAGUCAGCUGAAGGUUCUUGAUCUCUCCUCCAAUAAUCUCACUGGCCAUGUGCCUUUGUUCAGCCUCAAGAACAUUGAAGUACUUGAUCUCUCGCUGAAUAAGCUAGACGGAGACAUCCCAAGGCCGCUUCUGGAGAAACUCCCCAUGAUACAAAGGUUUAACUUCUCUUACAACAAUCUAACCUUUUGCAUCCCCAACUUCUCACAAGAAACAAUACAGAGAUCAUUCAUUAACUCUACAAACAACUGCCCCUUCGCUGCAAAGCCAAUUGUUACAAAAGGAAAGAAACUCAACAAGAAGAAGACAGGGCUUAAGAUUGGUUUGGGGUUAGCAAUCUCCAUGGCGUUCUUACUUAUAGGACUACUGCUCAUACUUGUAGCCUUGAGAGUUAGAAGAAAAUCAAGAACUUGGGCAACAAAGCUAGCCGUAAACAACACAGAACCCAACUCCCCAGACCAAAAUGACUCAACCACUGAUGUCAAGCACGCAACACAGAUCCCUGUGGUAAUGAUCGACAAGCCAUUGAUGAAGAUGACGCUUGCAGACCUAAAGGCUGCGACUUUCAACUUCGACAGAGGCGCAUUGUUGUCGGAAGGCAAGUCUGGUCCUACUUAUGGAGCAGUCCUACCCAAUGGAUUCAGAGCAGCUAUAAAAGUUGUCCCAAGUGGAAGCACAUUGACUGAUACAGAAGUCUCGAUUGCUUUUGAACGUCUCGCCAGGAUCAAUCACCCAAAUCUUGUCCCACUCUGUGGAUACUGUAUAGCCACAGAGCAAAGAAUUGCGAUCUACGAGGACCUAGACAUGGUUAAUCUGCAAAGCUUACUCCAUAACAACGCAGACGAUUCUGCACCGUGGAGACUUCGGCAUAAGAUAGCUUUGGGGACAGCGAGGGCAUUAGCUUUCCUUCACCAUGGCUGCAUUCCUCCAAUGGUCCACGGAGAAGUGAAGGCUGCAACAAUCUGGUUAGACUCUAGCCAGGAGCCACGCUUAGCAGACUUUGGAUUAGUCAAACUCUUGGACGAUGAAUUUCCCAGUUCCGAAAGUUUAGACGGGUACACAUCGCCGGAACAGGAGAGAAAUGCUUCUCCGACAUUAGAAUCCGAUGUGUAUAGCUUCGGAGUUGUUUUGCUUGAGCUCGUGAGUGGGAAGAAGCCGGAGGGGGACUUGGUGAAUUGGGUUAGAGGGUUGGUGAGGCAGGGACAAGGAUUGAGAGCCAUUGAUCCGACGAUGCGAGAGUCAGUUCCAGAGGAUGCAAUCGCGGAGGCGGUGAAGAUAGGGUACUUGUGUACCGCCGAUCUGCCAUGGAAGCGACCUACGAUGCAGCAGGUGGUUGGACUUCUCAAAGACAUUUCUCCCAACUACUAAUGGGCCAGUUAGUGGGCCUUAUAUUGGGCUUAUGACACUUAACCAUCAUUAUUAACAAGGCUCCCAAAAAAAAACUCUCAAGUUUGUUGUAUGUUUAUCGUUGUUGAUUAGAAGAAAUGGAAAAACAUGAA
Molecule: messenger RNA, 2575 nt
Organism: Arabidopsis arenosa
Lineage: Eukaryota; Viridiplantae; Streptophyta; Magnoliopsida; Brassicales; Brassicaceae
Source: the annotation of a GenBank genome assembly